This is a messenger RNA of Gambusia affinis (western mosquitofish), 3114 nucleotides long. RefSeq names its product anosmin-1-like. The record is from RefSeq and is a predicted model, not a curated record. Gene Ontology annotation, cellular component: extracellular region; cell surface. The transcript has 14 exons. Gene Ontology annotation, biological process: neuron differentiation. Lineage: Eukaryota; Metazoa; Chordata; Actinopteri; Cyprinodontiformes; Poeciliidae. Gene Ontology annotation, molecular function: peptidase inhibitor activity; protein binding. Bases 1 to 1935 code for a protein of 644 amino acids.
AUGCAGAGGCUGAGCAAAGGUACCUGGAUGAGCUUGGUUCUAUGGAUUGUUGGGCUCUGUGGCAGCGGUGUGUGUGCUGGAAAACGGUAUGCUGAUGCUGAUGAAGGGGACUCUGGGUCAGAAAGUGUUUUCAGGGCAAGGUGUGUGUCCCGCUGCCUGACCCUGCACAGCGUGGCUGCACCUUUUAUUUCCCUGCAGGGUAAUGGAUCGCUGGGUUGGUGCCAUAGUAACAAACACUGCUCACAGUGCCUGGAGCCAUGCAUUCAUGACUGGAAGGUGAAGAAGAAAAGUAACUGCAGAGAACUUUGUGAGCAAGUAUUUCAGAGGAAGCAGUGGGAGUGCGUGGCCAGCUGUCACUUCCUUCACUCAGUCCUGGCAGCGAAGCAGGGCAGCUGUCCACCACCAGAGGGAGCCAGUGAGUUUGCAGCUGCGUGCAUAGAAAGUUGUGACCAUGACAAGGAAUGCUCUAUGCAGAAGAAGUGCUGCUUCAAUGGGUGUGGACACACCUGCCAGCCUCCCAAAGACCUAUUCAAAGGUGUUCCUCUGAAACCAAAGAAGGAUCUGAGUUUUGAGGAAUCUCCCUCUGGGCGCUUGACCGUCAGCUGGUCGUCCCGUUUGAACAUCUCUGCUGAGCCAGUGGUCUACGUUUUGCAGAGGAGGUGGAACUUUGGCAUCCAGCCCAGUGAGGACACCGCCACCCCCUGGGAGGAUGAGACUCAAACCACAGAGUUGGAGGCGAGUCUGUCUGACAGCCGGCCUGGUCGCUGGUACCAGUUCAGAUUGGCGGCUGUAAACCUCCAUGGGACCAGAGGUUUCACCGCUCCAAGCAAACACAUCCGCUCUAACAGAGACCCCUCCAGUCCACCGGCCCCGUCUGAGCUGAGGGUUGCCGACAUGAACUUUGGCCCUGGCAGACUAGUGAGAGCGAGGAUCGUCUGGGACAUUCCGACAGACCUGGAUGUUCCCAUCCACCACUACAAGGUCAGCUGGACCUGGACAGCAGCUGGACACUCAUCCAUGACCAAGAGGAGGAAGACAGUCAGAGAGAACCAAGUGGAGCUGAGCAGCAUGAGAUCCAACAGGAAGUACAGUGUGGAGGUCCAAGGUGUGUCCCAGUGGGGACAAACAGAGCUCGAAGGUCCUCCAGCUGCCCUCCAUUUCAUCACACAGAGGACGGUCAGUCCUGCUCCACCACGUCACACAGGCGUCCUUCUAGACAUUGGGACUCCGUUCUACCAGGACGGUCAGCUACGUGUUCAUGUUUACUGGCAGACCAGUUCAGAUUCUUCAGUUGAAUUCUACAAACUUCACUGGGGACCAGAAAGCUGCACACACAACCUUACCAAACCCACAGAGAAGACCAGAACAAGGAAGAACUUUGUCAGUCUGCAAGGUCUGCUCUUCUCCUGUAAGUACAAAGUCGUUCUGCAGCCAGUCAGCUCAAAGAGUCGUCUUCCAGCAGAAAGCUCCAGUUUCUUAACUCCUUCCUGUUCCGGCAUCCAGGCUAAGAGCCCCAAACUCAUCCACUGUCCUGGAGAGACGGCUGAGCCAGCAGAGUUCAUCCGUAUGAAGGUUGUCAACCUGACAGCAUCGUUUCAACGUCACCAUGACAAUGUGUCAGCCAUCUUUAGCUGGGAUUUGGCCAUGACUCUUUCCAACCAGCCGCUGCUUGGUUACCAGGCAACAUGGAUGGAGGUUGUUUCGCCCAAACGCCACAGCAACAGGAAGUUACCUCACAGCCUGAUCUCUCAGUCUCAGAUCUUACCUCCGGACGGUAAUGUUCUGAUUGUAUCAGGCUUGCAGCCUGCCAGUGUGUACCGCCUGGAGGUUCGGGUCAUCUCAGCUGAGGGCGAAGGGCCUGCAACCAGCCGCACCUUCCAGACUCCUGGGCCCCAGAGCGUCCCAAAGCAAAUGAGGAUUCCGGUUCGGGAAUGAUCGCCACACUAAUCCAGUCACUACUAGUCACUGAGUCCAGCCUGCAUGACCUCAACCUCCUAAUUUAGCAUCAAUGAAGACUUGACUGAGUUAAGAAGGAGGAUUUCAGGAUCCAGCUGAAUCAACUGUCAAGCAUGUUGUCGGUAUUUUAAAGUUUCAUGGGGUUUAACCUUCAGCUCAAAAUCAUCUUCAUAUUUAUUGGACUCCACAGCCAGCCAGUUCCUUACAUUUACAUAAUGAGAUACAGAAUAAAGUCUGAAAAUCAAAUAUGUAACCAUUUUUGUAUUCUUUCACAAAACCUGGAAAGUUUUAAACAGAAAUGUCAGACUUCUGAAAAAUGCGUUCAUUAUUUAUUUAUUUAUUGCACUCAAUAUUUGGUUGGAUCUUCUUUUGCACAAAUUGCUGCAUAGAUUCAGCUGAGCGUGGAGCAGAUCAGCCUGUGAUGCUACUGAGGUGUCCUGGUUGAUUUUUUGCAGUUUUGUUCUUCCGUAAGCCAUAAUCACCGCAAUUACAAGAUAAUACACUUGUAAACGUGUUCAGAAUGUGAUCUUAGAGCUAACAUUUAAUAAAUAAUUCAGGAGCCGAUGAUGUGUAUUUAUUUUUCAGAGGUGUCAGAGAUGGAAAGUAACACAAUUCAUCCAUGAACCAUCUACACUUCAGACUGCUAUGCAGAGUUGAAAUACAAUCAUUGCUUUUAAUAAAGCAUAAAUAUAGCAAAAAGGAUUUUGACAAUUGAAGAAAUUAAAUGAAUACAUAAAACAGGAAGAUGAACACAAAAUAUGAAAUGACCUUAAAUGUGUGAAAAAGCAGCAAAGUUUGCUGAUUAUGCCAGACUGGUGAUAAAACAGAUUUUUGUUUCUGAAGUAACUGUUCUGUAGUGUUUCUUAGUUAGACAUGAAUGUGUGAAUAUUGGAUUCAACCAGUGACUCAGCAGUCUCCAUAGUAACCACGCAGAAAACCAUUAGGAUGUGAUGGAACUGAUUGGAGCUGUCAAACCUGCAGCAACUGAUUGAUGCUAAAAUGUCAAUUCAAAGCAAAUUCUGUUUCUGACAUUUUAAUGAAGAAGGUCCAACCUUAAAUUAGCUACAGUAGCCAGUGUGUGUGUCUCUGUGUCUGUGUAUGCAUGCUGUACGGUUUCAUGAAUUGUAUUUUUGAAGGAAACCCUGUUGUAAAAUACAG